AUGCCUUGUCUGCCCCAAACAGAAUGGGGUUCUCAUAUUGAUGUGGCGAUGCCAUGUUAUUGGCCACGAUACCUCCCAAAAGCAUACACGCCACGUUUCCAGGCAUUUGGAGGGCCUUUAGUUUCUCCCACCACCUCUGUCACCUCCGUCUCUUCCACCAUCCCGUUUGUCACCAGCUCAUCCACAGCAAAACCUUUCACCUCCUAUGAACCAUCUGAUAUCCCAGUCCCACUGCAAGACCUAUGGACAUCAUUUUCGGGCACACGAACUUACAAGCUUCAAACUCUGGCAGAUAUCUACGAUGAAUUAUGUGGAGCAAUAAACAAAGGUGAAAGCCUUUUCUCUUGCCCUUUGCGUCCUGCAACUGAAGAAAUAGGAAUCGAGUGUGAUGACAACAACUUUGGCAUCAAUAUUCCAGUAGAUCCUGAAGAUUACAAUUUUGGAGCCUUGCAGACAGAAACCCGCACUGGUGAUCCCAGUUAUCCAUGGCCCUCACUGGUGAUGUUUGCCGCUGAUCUACUAUUUAGCUCCCCUCGCCUCCGAUUCUCUCAAGCUCAACAAAAAGCAAUCCUGUCCUGGGCUAACGAGUUAUCGGCUAAAUAUGUUCCAACCCUCCACGCAUUGAAGAAAUGUCAAGAAACCAUACGCCAUCUUAACUCAAUCGGCAAAGCAAUUGCAAAGGACUAUUCAAACCCGAUUACAUGGUUUUCUAUGCAAGAUUACCCCAAAGAUGGAGAGGGCAGUAUGUCUCAGGCGCACCAUGGCUCCAAAAUGCUAUUAGACCCCCAUCCGUCCCUUGCGGUGCCCUCUGUUUCCGCUAAUAGCAAAAUCUUCUUUGUCGAUGAACUCCUGCAGCAAUCCAGUGGUGCUUACUUUAUUCCCAAGCAGUUCUUUCAAUCCAGAGACCAGUUGGACGAUGUGGAGAUUCUGUUGCUUGGGUACCCAGUUGCUCGUUCAGAGGCUGGUUUCAUUGUAGAUCUGGAGUGUGUAAUUGCUACAACAUCUACGUUCAAGUGCACAUAUGAAAAUAUUCACGCCAACGAGCCAGAGUUUUGUGGCUUUACUGGAGACAAUCCCAUGCACGCUGAGGAAUGCAGUCAUUUUGGGCUUCAAAGUAAUUUAUUUUGCAGAACAUGCAAGGUCGGUGGAACUCAAGCGCACAAAAAAACCGAUGAAGGUUAUCAGAAAGUUUUCGGAUGCAGCGAACCUCGAACCCCUCAAGAGACCUGCGAGGCAAUCAAGCACCAAAUAAAUACUUCUCUUGAGCCUAGAGGGACCGAGAAGGUUAAAAGGGCCGCUAAAAACUCUGGAAUACGCAACACAGCAAGUGAUUUAAUUAUCCGGCAUCUGCUUGAGUUGGGCAAGCAACUUCGCAAGCGUAAAGAAGGGAAGCCUGCUUUACCAGAGGCUGAAGUCCGCCAGCGGCUAGAACAGGAGCUUGAGACACUGCUGCAAGGUGCAACCCUCGAUGACCACAUCAAUCCUUUAUUAGGGAUGCCAGGUGUCAAUGUUCAUCAAGAUACGCCUACUGAGAUCCUACACACCGUUUUAUUGGGUGUAGCGCACCUUGAAUCCCUCAGCAAGGAUGGCCUUAACUCCCCCCAACUAGGAGCAGAAUACAUCUGUCGGUAUAAGGGUGGCCUCAUUGGCAAACAUUUUGAAAGCCUUGCACAGUCUAGAUGGAACUCUCCUGGUGAUCAGUCAAUGUUUCUGAAAGCUUUGGCUUUCACCACACGCAAUGGUGAUGAGGCUAAAGUUGGCAGCUAUGUGGUUGUCUCCUCAUUGUCCACCGAGACCCCCCUGUGGAUUGGAAAAAUAGAAGAGAUUCUCAUCACUGAAGCAAACCGUCAAUUUGCUGCUCAUGUUGCUUUUACUUACAUGGAUUUCUUGCCAGCACUCCAUGCCAACCUUCAAGUUCCUUGCUUGCGAAUUACAGAGUCACAAGAUGUGCUUCCCGCAGAGAAAUUUCUAUGUUCUGUUAAUGUGCUACACGACUGCUGCAUGUCAAACUGUAGUGAAUUCAAAACUGCGCCAGUACAACAAGAAUAUAGUGAGACAACUAAACUCACCAAGACAGUCGCACACAAACAAACCAACAAAUAUGUUCUCAAUUCUUCGCACCAAAACACCUUGGUUACCAAUGUCCAAGAAAUUCGGCUGAACGCUGCAAAACUGGUUUGUGAAAAGAAAACUCUGGUAGAUGCGGCAGGUACAACAGGUGCAGAUACGACAACUAAUCUUGAUGAGACGCCAAUGCCUGCUGUGCGGACACCCGCUUUUGACCGUACACCAUUCAGAAGAGGGAAAAAGAAGACGAUCAGUAAUCGGCCCACCAUAGCAGGGGCGGAUACUCCUCAACAUGCCCAUGCGCCAGUCUCUCCACAGAUCCAAUCUCCAAUCCGGCCUGGUCCUUCCAGGAUACCAGUUUUCCCUUCCUCUGCACCCGGACACCUCCAACGGGUUCAUUCACCAAUGCACGGGCUUAACGGAUUGCCUGCACCAUAUCACUAUCCACCCCAGAUGUUCUCUCAGCCUUAUGAAUCAUCAUCUCAGCCUUCUUUUUCCCCACAUCUUCAUCAUUCAAUUUCACAAUCUCACGCAGAAACAUCUCAGCUAUAUCGCUAUCCCCACCACAUGUUUUCUCAGCCUUCCGAUUUGCCUUUGCAGCCUUCUUAUCCCUUUCAACCUUCUUUCCCCCAUCAUCAUCCUUAUUGGAACACACAAUCAUGCAGAGAAAUUUGA
Molecule: messenger RNA, 2742 nt
Organism: Serpula lacrymans var. lacrymans S7.9
Lineage: Eukaryota; Fungi; Basidiomycota; Agaricomycetes; Boletales; Serpulaceae
Exons: 13
Coding region: 1-2742 (913 amino acids)
Source: RefSeq, a predicted model, not a curated record